AUGGCCAACGCAUGUUAUGAGAACCUCAAUCACUCCUUCCUCUUCCCCCCUUCGCUUCCUUCCUCAAACAUCUUCCUCCCUCUCCUCACCGGCUCAUCUCAAGCACUCAAAUGGAUUCCCAACCUUGGCUUCACCUUGGAGCAAUUCAACCUCAGAGCAAUCCGUAUGAAGAUAAUGGAAAGAAUUCCAAGCUAUCUUCGGGAGACCAUCUCCUCAAUCCAGCAGCUAUCCACAUCAGAGCUGGCCCUCUAUAUUUCCCUGGUCCUGGGAACAUAUGUUCUUCUUGUCCGCUCGCUUCGGUAUCGUCGAAUCAAUCAGCUCGAGGCACAUUAUAACUAUCGUACUCGUGCCUCGAUGGCAAAGAUGACGGACCACGAAGCCUGGGAGAUUCAGCGAGCAAUGGCUCAAUAUGAGUUUCCGUUCACGGUUGAGAAGAGUCUUCAAUUUGCACUUUUCCGCACAUAUGGAAUCCCCACAAUCUCAAGCACAUUGAUGAAGACAAAGCAAUUCUCCAACAAUAUGUACUCCGGCAAACGCUACGUAGACACCUGCGUCCUGAUCGGCGAGUUCAUAGUCCACAGCCCGGCCACAGUGCGUUCUCGCAUCGGACUUGCUCGCACAAAGUAUUUGCACAAUGGCUAUCGCAAAUCAGGAUCCGUCCGCGAAGAGGACAUGCUCUACACACUUUCUCUGUUUGCGACGGAGCCCAUCCGUUUUAUCAAUUUGUACGAAUGGCGGUCGGCCACGGACCUGGAGCGCUGCGCCAUGGGCGUGUUUUGGAAAUCCGUCGGCGAUGCUCUGGGUAUUGACUAUGCUGCUUUCCUCCCUUCUGCUAAAGCGGCUGCCGAAUCUGGGAAUACCAAUGGUACCCCUGCCAGCGGAUACACGGAUGGAAUCCAUUGGCUUGAGGAGAUUACCACCUGGGCACAGGAAUACGAGAAGAAAGCCAUGGUCUCCGCACAAACAAACAGAGACACCGCCGACCAGACAACCGCCAUCCUCACCUACGCUCUUCCGCGUCCAUUCAAGUUCAUAGGCAACUGGUUCGUCUCAUCCAUGAUGGACGACCGUCUCCGUAAUGCGAUGCUCUACCCUCGCGCUCCCCGGGUCGUAGAGAAUAUGUUCUGGCUCGCCUUUGAAGCACGCAAACUCUUCCUCCAGAACCUCUGUCUCCCUCGACCAGAGUUCAUGCGUCAUGUCGCCUUUACCGAGAAGCCAGACCGACAAACCGGUGCGUAUCACGUCACGAACUGGACUGCGGAGCCGUUCUAUGUCAAGCCCACGCUGUGGAAUAGAUGGUUGAGUCCAUCUGCGAUUGUGGCGCGUAUCAUGCGCUUCCCCUUGCCGGGUGAUCAGGGAGACAAGUACCAUCCUCAGGGAUAUGACUUGAGGGAUAUGGGCCCAAAACAGUUUGAACGUAAGGGCAAGGACUAUCUGGAGCGGGAAAUGAAGACUAUGGAGAAGGAGAGGACAGGGCAGUGUCCUUUCCUCUAG
Talaromyces marneffei is the source of this 1494-nucleotide messenger RNA. RefSeq lists its product as uncharacterized. Lineage: Eukaryota; Fungi; Ascomycota; Eurotiomycetes; Eurotiales; Trichocomaceae. The transcript is spliced from 2 exons. Gene Ontology annotation, molecular function: oxidoreductase activity. The record is from RefSeq and is a predicted model, not a curated record. Bases 1 to 1494 code for a protein of 497 amino acids.